Molecule: messenger RNA, 1133 nt
Organism: Lentinula edodes (shiitake mushroom)
Lineage: Eukaryota; Fungi; Basidiomycota; Agaricomycetes; Agaricales; Omphalotaceae
Exons: 10
Coding region: 58-831 (257 amino acids)
Source: RefSeq, a predicted model, not a curated record
UGUAUUUCAAUUUGGUUUGGCUAUUACUCUCGACCCACAAACGCCUUGAUAAGAAGAAUGUCACUCACGCUCUUUUCUGCUUUUGUUUUCUUUGUGCUGUUAGUCUCCCCCGCCUUCGUUAAUGCCGAGACGCACAUCGUCAAGUUUGACAACCAAUGUGGCUACGGCACGCCUCAAUUGAUCCAAGGUAACGACGUAUUGACAACUACCGAAUAUACGUUCAACGAGCCGUAUUCUGGAAUCGCCUAUCUUCAGACCGGCGGCUGUGGAUUUAAUGGAGAAUAUUGCGGUAUCGUUGAGAUGACAUUGGAUAAUCCCACUGUCAGUGGUAGCGGGGCGUCUGCGGACAUUUCUUACAUUCCUCCGCUGGCGUAUUCGGUCCCCUACAAAUUUGAGUUUUACGGAGGCUGUGAUGGAGAGGGAGCAAGUUGUAAUUCCAGUGCCUGCUCUGAGGCUUUCUAUGAGCCCGACCAGACUUAUGUUCAAGUUGCCUGCCAGAAUGAUGAUGUCAAUAUCCUCAUCACGUUCUGUGAAGGCGGCGAGUCCAAUACUUCAAUUGAAACUGGGUCAACUGCAGUGGAUGUAAUGUUGACUUCUACUGCAAGCUCAACCUCUUCAGCCCAGGUCGGGAUUAGUUCUAAUGUUUUGCCAACGACGGUAGUUAAUGGCGACAGCGCAACACCAUCGGUGUUUUCGACGACUGCUACUGCACCUUUCAUUUCUUCCGGCUCUAGCUCUAGGAGGUGCAACGAUAAUCGCAGGCGACGCUCUAGCAACCUGUCUGAAAGCCUCAAAGGUCAUCGUCGCCGUUCUCCCAUUUCACGGUUUUAAGGGUGCUCAAGCCAUGUUUGUUACUUAUGGUCUGACUCACCACUUCUCUGCUUGCACACUGCUGCUCCCUCUGUGAUUUUUGCUCUAGUCGCUUGGGCUACUUUUGUAUUACUUGUUUGUUGUUCAUUGAUCGUAAUGAGUUUGAUGCUGCACCUGCAUUUCUCCUACCAAUCUUGCGGUCUUGUGAUGGUGUACUUUACAAGCUGUGAUCGGAACUGGACGUGAUGGAGGAGAUACUCAAGCGUCAGUCGAAAGUAGAGAUUUGCUCAGAUUUGCCCUUGAGACUUUCAGCUGGCCGCUGC